AUGUUAUGGAAGAAAAUGUAUGAUGACACUGAAUGUACAAUUUGUGUAGCCGUCGCACGAAGUUAUAAUGUUAGGAAGAUAAAGAACAGACAUUACGUAAUUGGUUGGAAUCAACAUUGCCUCUGUGAUACUGACUGCGAGAUACCGGACCAGCACUGUUCGGGUAUGAGCACCAGCUGGGCGAUGCUACGACGAUGUCUGCCGACAAUGUGCGCCGCGCUGUGCGUCGCGCUGCUCUUCGCCGCAAAGCCGAGCCGCGCCUACCAAGAAGACAACGACAUAGAUCUCAACCCGUCAGACCCUAUUCCCGAGAGGUGCAAGAGAGAAGACGGCCGUGAAGGCAUAUGCGUCCCUGAUGACCAAUGUUACGCGAACUUUACGCUAGCCAUUGGUGGCGACAUACAGGGAAGCGAACUCAGGGACAGCGGUUUUGUACGAGAUUGUGGUAAGAAUAAGUGGUGUUGCACGAAUGACACCGCACCACCAACGAUAACUUCAACUGAUACCCCAGGAUGCGUUAGAGUCUACGAAGAAGAAGAGAUUCAAUGUCCCUGGUGUGUCGCUUUAUAUCGGCCGGGCGGCGACGUGGCGCGCGGGCAGCGCACGGCGUCGGGCCUGUACUGCGGCGGCGCGCUGGUGGGGCGGCGCGCCGUGCUGACGUCGGCCACGUGCGUGCGCGCCGCCGCCGCCGAGGCCACGUGGGCGCGCGUGCCCGCCGCGUCCGACCCCGCGCGCCGCUACUCCGUCCUGCAAAAAGUAACCCAUGAGAAUUACAGCACUGGCACACAUGCGAACGACUUCGGACUUCUUGUUCUGAACGAGGACGUGCAGUGGGAUGAUGGACCACAACCUUCUAAAGGAGCGUGUAUAGGCCUUCAGUCACCGCUAGAAGGCGCUUGUUUUGCGGCUGGAUUUAAUAUGCUGGAAGAUAUAGUUAUGACGGCGGUGACGGUUCGGAGUGGCAACUGCCGGACACGUGGGCGGCGGACUCACGCCAGUAAAGACGUGGCGUGCGGCGCUGCCAGUGUCACGCCGUGCCCCAUAGUGCCUGGCGCGCCGGUCGUCUGCCCCACCGUCACUGACGAGCAGGGUGGGCUAGUGAUCACUGGUGUGGUGCGACAAGUUUGUAUUGAAGGUUCCGCGAAGCUAGGAAAGAUACAGAUGCACGCGCAGUGGCUGCAGUUGCAGCUGCAACGGCUCGGAGUUGAACCAAUUAAUAACAUGUUGUAG
This is a messenger RNA of Parnassius mnemosyne (clouded apollo), 1230 nucleotides long. Lineage: Eukaryota; Metazoa; Arthropoda; Insecta; Lepidoptera; Papilionidae. The record is from the annotation of a GenBank genome assembly.